AUCACAGGAAUGGGACACUAUACAUGAAGGAGCUUUUCGGUUGUUCGAAGGUUCAACAAUGUUUGUGUAUUUCAACUUCAUCAUUAACAAGAAAAAUGGGCUAAAGCCAAAUAAGCUCCCGCGUCCUGCAGAUAUCGCUUGGCACUAUAUGAGUGCAUUUGCGCACAAGGAGCUGUCUAAUAAGCAUAUCUCGGAACAACAGUUGGAGGCUAUCUACUUAGCUCUGUUCUUUAUCGUUUCCCCUUGUAUUGCGCUGACGUACGCAAACGGUAGCUACCUUAUUUUACCCCAGAUCGAAAACGAAGUUAAACUGGACAGGCUUGACUCGAAUAUCAUCAACCGAGUGUUGUCCCGACUUUGCUCUAGGUUCUCAAAGAAAUACCUUGAUGUUGAAUACUUGCUUCAAGAGACCUUAUUGCGAGAUGCUGCCAUAGUGAGGCAUGAGAGAAGAAAUUCUGUGAAAGAUAAAAAUGAUUUCCAGAUCGAGAAGAAGGCCCUAGAAAUCAUACGUUAUCUGAUGAUUCUGAACAAACAACUAACUCACAAGUUAAACGAAUCAACUUGUGUCUCGUUAUGGAAUCAUAUUUGGGAUAUCUUGUUCGAUGGAACGGACAUUUAUUUUGAUACGAAGGACCUAGCCUCCACCUCUACAAAAGCCGAAAUGUUGGCUCAUGAAAUUGCUCUUGGUCCUAUACCUUCACAGGUUUUGAAUAAUGAAAGAAAGACAAUCAUGUUACUAAGAGGAAGGGAUGGAUCGGUGUCCGGACAUGCGUACCUACGAGAGUAUGCUUUUAAUGAACACAAACCUUUCUCUGAAAGCCAGUCUAGACCGAACUCUAUCCCCACACAGCUAUUGAGUUUGAACCGUAGUGUCUGUAAAUGGGCUUUACCGGACCGGACCCUAAUUUUCAUUGAUGCAUAUGGAAUGAAGGCUACCGUUCAUGGUAUGAAAAUCAUCGAUGGUUUCUUUGGAACAAAACCAUUGGGGGAUAUCAUGCUUCCAACCACCAAAUAUGAACUUAAGGAGUUUUUGGAGGGGGAUUCAUUGAAGCUUCUCUUCCGCUACAAGGAGCACAUGUGCAGUUAUGUUGAAAAUUCGCGGUUACAAUCACUCACGUGGUAUUGUUAGGCGUAAAGGAGAUCUGUUUAGGUUCCUAAGCAAAAAGAUUAAGACAUCGCUAGCUUGGCCUCAAAAGGAGGAAGGCACCAGAGAUUUUUUUAAUGGGGCAUAUUGAUCAAGAUAAUGCAGUCGAUAGUUUCGUCCGCACAGAUGUUUGUAAUAAAG
This is a messenger RNA of Lobosporangium transversale, 1285 nucleotides long. RefSeq lists its product as hypothetical. NCBI's taxonomy places the organism in Eukaryota, Fungi, Mortierellomycota, Mortierellomycetes, Mortierellales, Mortierellaceae. The transcript has 5 exons. Bases 59 to 1129 code for a protein of 356 amino acids. The record is from RefSeq and is a predicted model, not a curated record.